This is a messenger RNA of Agrilus planipennis (emerald ash borer), 846 nucleotides long. It is a transcript of the gene RpL10Ab, whose product is annotated as 60S ribosomal protein L10a. The transcript is spliced from 4 exons. Lineage: Eukaryota; Metazoa; Arthropoda; Insecta; Coleoptera; Buprestidae. The coding region runs from base 105 to 758 and encodes 217 amino acids. The record is from RefSeq and is a predicted model, not a curated record. Gene Ontology annotation, biological process: translation. Gene Ontology annotation, cellular component: large ribosomal subunit. Gene Ontology annotation, molecular function: RNA binding; structural constituent of ribosome.
UCGGUUGUAAACGGUUAUUUUCGUAUUACUCUUUCAUUAAUCUAUGGUUUUAAUGGUGGUUGGUGUUGGACGGUUUGCGUGAGUGGUGGAUUUCGUAAAGAAAAAUGUCGUCAAAGGUGUCUCGUGAUACAUUGUACGAAUGCGUUAAUGGUGUGAUAGCAGGCUCCGCUGAAAACAAGAGACACUUUUUGGAAACUGUGGAAUUACAAAUUGGCCUGAAGAAUUAUGACCCACAAAAGGACAAACGUUUCAGUGGCACCGUCAAGUUAAAGCACAUUCCUCGUCCCAAGAUGCAGGUGUGUGUUCUUGGUGAUCAACAGCAUUGUGAUGAGGCAAAGGCUAACAAUGUCCCAUACAUGGAUGUUGAAGCUUUGAAAAAGCUGAACAAAAACAAGAAGUUGGUUAAAAAGCUGGCUAAGAAAUUUGAUGCUUUCUUGGCUUCAGAAGCUUUAAUUAAACAAAUUCCUAGAUUGCUAGGUCCAGGUCUCAACAAGGCAGGAAAGUUUCCUGGUCUCCUUUCCCACCAAGAGUCUAUGAUACAGAAAAUUGAUGAAGUUAAGGCUACCAUUAAAUUCCAAAUGAAAAAGGUACUUUGUUUGUCAGUGGCUGUAGGACAUGUUGGAAUGACCCCAGAUGAGUUGGUGCAAAAUGUUCAUCUUGCAAUCAACUUCUUGGUUUCCUUGUUGAAAAAGCAUUGGCAAAAUGUUAGGUCCUUGCAUAUAAAGUCGACUAUGGGACAACCACAAAGAUUGUAUUAAUUUUUUAAUUAUUUUACAUAAUUGACUUAUGUAAAUUAAAAUGAUGUCUUAAUAAAAUUACUAAAAAAGAUAUCAGAUUUUUCUUUAU